This is a messenger RNA of Haliotis rubra (blacklip abalone), 1028 nucleotides long. RefSeq names its product cell death abnormality protein 1-like. The coding region runs from base 72 to 1028 and encodes 318 amino acids. Lineage: Eukaryota; Metazoa; Mollusca; Gastropoda; Lepetellida; Haliotidae. The transcript is spliced from 4 exons. The record is from RefSeq and is a predicted model, not a curated record.
AGCAACAGUCAGGGGACAUACGCGGUGCAGAGGUCGUGGACUACACACUUGGGGAGAGUUUCACAGUAACUAUGUCAUUGUGGUUCAUCAUCAUGCUGAUCUGUAUGGCUGAUUCGAUACAAAAUAAGAAAGACGAAGGUGCUGCUUGUAAGGAAGGACAGCAUUGCCUUGACUGCGAUCAGAAGGGGGAUUGCUUACAGGAUUGUGACAAAGGCUUUUGGGGGCUUAAAUGCAAGGCUCAAUGCAGCAGCACGUGCAGAUACAAUAUGUGUAAACUAGUACCAGGUAAAGGUACAUACACGUGUACUCAUGGAUGUGUACCAGGAUACCAAGGCAAAAGUUGUAACAGACCAUGUGACAGUCACGUGGUAAGCUGUACACUGUGUCCAGGUGGGUGUGACGGGGAGUACUGUCAACUGGGUGAUGCUUGUUUUGCCGGAUGUCGAGAUUCCAGGUACGGAUCAGGAUGUAAGACGUGUCCCAGUAGCUGCAGAACCUGCAACAGGAUGACAGGAGUAUGUGACGAGUGUGACCCGACACAUUAUGGAGUCAACUGUGAGAAGACGUGUGAGAACUGUGCAGGAUCCUGUGAGUCUGACUGUGAAUGUGUUCCUGGCUUCUACCGAGACUUCUGUGCCGAGACUUGCAGUAAAACAUGCCGCCCCAAGUCAGCCCACAAGUGUCCUCCUGCUGUGACGUCAGACAGUUGUACAGGUGAAUGUCACAAACACAGCGCCACGUGUCUCCAUGGCUGUGUGGAUGGCUGGUUCGGCCCGAGGUGUUCUUCUCCGUGUCAUCCUGGAUGUCGUCAUCAAAGAUGUAAUGCAGCAGGUUCCUGUGCUGAAGGCUGUGAACUUCAUCAUUUCGGGUCAGCCUGUGAACCUUGUCCUGAGAACUGCGCCAACCGAACAUGUGAUCAGAACACUGGUGCCUGUGUCGAUGGGUGUAGAGAUGAAUUCUACGCAACUGCCUACAGUUGGAUGACUCUCAACUUUCUGCGAGUCAAGCAAGGCCUAACACCAUUGUGA